AUGAAGUCAGUCUUGGCUCUGUCCCUCCUUUCGGGAGCUCUGGCUCUGCCAGCCUCCAACCCGCUCAAGGUCUCUGCCGGCAAGCGGUACUCGCUGACCCGCGACAAUGGCGAGGCUAAUAUUGCCGGCAUCUUUGCUUCUCUGAACCAGACUCUGCACAAGUACAACCUCCAGCCUCUGCCGUACUAUGCACCCGUCGCCGAGAAGCAAGCCGCCAUGUUCGAGGCGCGUGUGGCCAAGCGCCAGGCCAACGAGCCAAUCACGGACCAGACUCAGCUGGGAAGUGAGGAUGUUGCCUACUAUGGAUCCGUCGGUAUUGGCGGACAGAACUUUAACGUAAUCUUUGACACUGGUUCGGCCGAUGUGUGGGUGCCUGGUCCUUCUUGCACGAGGCUCAAGGGUUGCGUCCACAGUACCAAGUACGACCAAGGCGGUUCGGAUCUGGGAACCAAGACCAGCAUCCAGUAUGGAUCGGGAGCGACAGAGGGCGAGAACUACGUUGAUGAGUUCACCAUUGCCGGUCUGACCGCAACAAACCAGACGCUCAUUUCCGUCACGACGGCCUCGGGCUUUACCCAGAUUGACGCCGAUGGCCUGGCUGGUAUGGCUUUUUCCACCAUUGCGCAGGACAAUGGUACCACCUUUUUCGAGAAUCUGGUUGCCCAGGGUGCCGUAGACACGGAUGAGUUCGGCUUCUAUCUUGGUCGUGUCUCGGGUGGCACGCAAAAGGACUCGGAGCUGACCCUUGGCGGUCGCGACAGCACCAAGUUCACCGGCGACUUUGUGACCGUCCCCGUCUCAUCGCAGACCUACUGGCAGGUUGACCUCGAUGGAGUCAAGGUCGGUGGCACCACUGUCGCCAACAGCAAGGGACAGGCGGCCAUUGACACGGGCACGACCAUUCUCCUCGCGCCUACUGCUGCCGCAGCUGCCGUAUUCGCCGAGAUCAAGGGCAGCUUUGGUCUUACUCUCGAGGGCCAAAAGAUCUACCUCUACCCAUGCAACACGGCCAACAUCCCCAGCAUCACCUUUGCCGGCGUCGACCUGGCCAUUAACCCACUCGACUUCAAGCUCGGCUCCCUAGGCCUCGGCGUCGACGUUGACGACCUGACCCUCGGAAACGCCGACCUGGCCGCCGAGAUCCGGCAAAAGGCAUCCGAGCUCGCCCCCGAGGCUGGCGGUUACUGCAUCGCUGGAUUCUCGGGGGGCGACCUCACCGGCAUCGACGACCUCUACAUUGUGGGAGACACGUUCAUCAAGAACUGGUACUCGGUCUUCUCCUACUCGGCCGCCAGUGGUGCGCCAGCUGUUCUCUUUGCGCCCAACAUUGGACAGUCGUAA
Pestalotiopsis fici W106-1 is the source of this 1341-nucleotide messenger RNA. RefSeq lists its product as uncharacterized. The record is from RefSeq and is a predicted model, not a curated record. The transcript is spliced from 3 exons. The coding region runs from base 1 to 1341 and encodes 446 amino acids. NCBI's taxonomy places the organism in Eukaryota, Fungi, Ascomycota, Sordariomycetes, Amphisphaeriales, Sporocadaceae. Gene Ontology annotation, molecular function: aspartic-type endopeptidase activity. Gene Ontology annotation, biological process: proteolysis.